CGCUGCUUUGACAGAAGGGACGGUGAAGCGAUAAAUGUCCAGGGGACAAAACUGCCCUGUAGUUCUUUAUUAAUCGACUAUAGAAGUUACCUUGGUACCAAAUAGGGACGAAAUGGAGGUAUUCUUGCCGAACUGACACCAGCUUUUGAAAAACAUCGGGUUUAUUAAGUCAUUUGGGGCUUGAAUGUGAAGGAGGUGACGCCGGUGCUAGUGCUAGUUAGCCUCUCCAGAGACGCAGGGGAAUCGGCUGAAAUGAACGAACCUGCGACUCAAACCCGAUCUGCUUAGCCCCACCUGGAACCAGUUUAGUUGUCUGUUGCCAUGAUGAUCACCCGAGUGCACCGCUGAGGGCUCAGAGGCAUGAACUCGAUUUCCCCCAGCGCCGUUCAGUACGUGGGAGGAGUGAUGCAGGAUGAGCAGGUGGAGAGCCGGAGGCAGCCGCCCCUGGAACCACAGGGCAGCUUUGGCCUCCGGCCAUCUCCGAGCCCAGACUCCGGCAGAGAGGCAGCUGAAGAGCCAGAUGAGAUGGACAAGCUCAAGGCCAAGCUGAUGUCAGCAUGGAACAAUGUCAAAUAUGGGUGGACUGUGAAGUCUAAAACAUCCUUCAACAAAAUAUCACCCGUCACCGUCCUGGGACACUCGUAUCUGCUCAACAGUGAAGACGCAGUGGAACGAUUCCGUCUGGCCUUUGUGUCCAGAAUCUGGCUGACCUACAGGAAGGAGUUCCCCCAGCUUGAGGGCUCCACCUGGACCACAGACUGUGGCUGGGGCUGCAUGCUGCGCAGCGGGCAGAUGAUGCUGGCUCAGGGGCUCGUGGUGCAUUUGAUGCCAAGAGACUGGUCGUGGCCAGAUGCUCAGCAGCUCACCGAUGUGGACUUCGAGGUGUUCCGGCCGCGCUCCCCGGUGCGGGCCGGAGGGGUCCCCAUCCCUUCCUUUGCUUCGUUGCGAGGAGACACCCCUGAGAGAUCUCUGUCAAGAAUCCCGGCGGCCAAGUGCAGCCAGAGACGACGACCCGAGUCCGCAGGGGACCGGCAGGCGGAGCCCGUCCACCGCAGCCUCGUCACCUGGUUCGGGGAUCAACCUCCAGCACCUUUUGGUGUUCACCAGCUGGUGGAAAUAGGAAAGGGGUCGGGGAAGAAGGCCGGCGACUGGUACGGCCCUUCCAUCGUGGCACACAUACUACGGAAAGCAGUGGCAAAAACAUUUGUGGUGCAAAACCUGGCUGUAUACGUGGCUCAGGAUUGCACAGUGUAUAAAGAGGACGUGGUACGUCUGUGCGAUCCGUCGCUAAGCCAGAGUCCCCUGGAUCCCUCCAGCCAAGUCUGGAAGUCCGUCAUCAUUCUGGUGCCCGUGCGGCUGGGAGGGGAGGCUCUCAACCCGACCUACAUCGAGUGUGUUAAGAGCAUCCUGAAGUUGGAUUGCUGCAUUGGAAUAAUUGGAGGCAAACCGAAGCACUCGCUCUACUUCAUUGGUUUCCAAGACGAGCAACUACUUUAUCUGGACCCUCACUACUGCCAGCCGCUCGUCGAUGUCACUCUUGCAAACUUCUCUCUCGAGUCCUUCCACUGCAGUUCUCCCAAGAAGAUGCCCUUCAGCCGCAUGGACCCCAGCUGCACCAUCGGCUUCUACGCCAAGAAUCAGAAGGACUUUGAGUCUCUGUGUUCAGCUGUUAGCACGGCCCUGUCAUCUUCCAAGGAGAGGUACCCCAUCUUCACGUUUGUGGAGGGCCAGGGUCAGGACUACGGCCUGGAGGGUCAGAGCAGCAACCACAGCAGCCCUGCCGCCCACAUCCUGCCUCCGGGCAAACUGAGCCGGAGCAACAACAGAAGAAGCAGCGACGAGUUUGUGUUCCUCUGAAGCCCUCGUGCUCGCCGACUCCUGCAGGCUGCAGAUGCCGACGUUUCCUUCCAAAGGGAACGACUUUACUGCAACAAGCUAGACUUUACUCGCACGCGUCGACUCCCUCACUGCACGGACGCUGCCGCGACCUCCGCGCGGGUGGAAAUCAUGAUCCGACGGGUCAAUCAUGGGUCUCACCAGAGGAAAAACUUAUUCUGAGACCGGAUCAGAUCAUGACAUUUUUCAAUUGCUUAACUAACUCUUGAACAAUUUUACCAGUGACUGAAAAACGUAUCAAAACCUCAUAGUCAAGGCUGCAGCUGCCUGUUAUUCUGGUAUGCUACGUCACCUGCUGGACAUCUUUUUCUUUUUUUUUUUUUUUAAAUCAGAUUUAUUUAUCACCAUUUAUGUGUUUUUGGCAGUGAGUGCAGGUUUGUGUAAUUUAUUUGGUUGUCUUUUUAAUUGUACAGAUGUAACUAACUCUGACGUUGCAGCCUGAGAAUCGAACAAACGAGCACCGAGCCUCGAUCCACGACAGCCCCCCGCCGCCUCUCCUGGUCGUUCACCACUAACAGAAGAGACACUCAGAAAUCUGCUGUUAGUUCUUCCUGCUGCUGCACGGACGGACAUACACGGUACUUCCACCUGACGGGCCGCAAGGUGCCUCGGGAAGCAGGAUUCUGGGUAAUCUGGACACAUUUGCUGGCGAAAGCGGCUCGGAAGGUCCGGCUUUUACUCUGGGAAGUUAAAAAUGAAGAAGCUGAACUGAGAUUUUGCUCAAUCAUCUGGUCUGCUGCAGUUCCAACAUGUUUUUUUUUUUUGUUCCUUUCAUAUAUAUAUAUAUAUAUAUAUAUAUAUAUAUAUAUAUACUGUAUAUUAUAUAUUUUAUAUAUAAUAUAUGUGUAUAUAUAUUAUACAUAUUACUACAAGUUGCACUACUACUGUUGCUGGGUUUGCUGUCCUCAAUAAAUUCAAACACUGGUA
Molecule: messenger RNA, 2823 nt
Organism: Cololabis saira (Pacific saury)
Lineage: Eukaryota; Metazoa; Chordata; Actinopteri; Beloniformes; Belonidae
Gene: atg4da
Product: autophagy related 4D, cysteine peptidase a
Exons: 11
Coding region: 361-1857 (498 amino acids)
Molecular function (GO): protein-phosphatidylethanolamide deconjugating activity
Source: RefSeq, a predicted model, not a curated record